AUGAAAUACAGCAAGGAAUGCACGAACCGCUUCCAACUCCCAUACGUCGUCCGAAGAAGACGAGUUGAAAGAAGACUCGCAGCAAACGCAAGCAAAAACACCACGAGACCAGGACCAAUCGCCCUGAGUCAGCAAGACUUCCCGCCGCUCAAAAACGGCGAGAGUAGCGCCAUCAACGACAACGAUGCUCAAUUGUCCGGCGAGCGGGGGUGCUCGAGAUCGAGGAACCGCGGUCGCCCGUCGUCACGGUCCGGAAGGCGCUCCAGGAACCCGAGCCAGAGAUCCACGUCAAGGAUACGAUUCGCCCCCAGCCCACGAGUUGGCAGUGAUGACCGGUUGACGUGGGCCCAACGAGCUCAGCAGCAGCAACAGGAGCGACAAGAACAGCAGCGCCAACAGCAGGGCGCCAGCUAG
Dermacentor andersoni is the source of this 414-nucleotide messenger RNA. The record is from RefSeq and is a predicted model, not a curated record. NCBI's taxonomy places the organism in Eukaryota, Metazoa, Arthropoda, Arachnida, Ixodida, Ixodidae.